AUCUCAGAUCAAAGUAGUCUGCCACUGGAGAGUAGGAUAUCGGAAAUGUGGCAGUCUCAUUCCAACAUCGAUUCAACUACGAUACACGUAUUAAAAAAAAUAAGGAAAAAUUAAACGUGAAAAAUCGGUUGGAAGCCAGCUCAGAUUCAGGAACUGUUUUUCAAGCAAAAUUCAAUUUUUUUAAAUAUUUUUUUUGUCGUUGUAAAUAAAAGAUGCGCGAAAUUGUGCACAUUCAGGCGGGCCAAUGCGGCAAUCAGAUCGGUGGCAAGUUCUGGGAGGUGAUCUCCGAUGAGCAUUGCAUCGACGCAACGGGGACAUACUAUGGCGACAGUGAUCUACAAUUGGAGCGCAUCAAUGUCUACUACAAUGAGGCAACAGGCGCCAAAUAUGUGCCACGGGCCAUACUCGUCGAUCUGGAGCCGGGCACCAUGGACUCGGUGCGUUCGGGUGCCUUUGGACAGAUCUUUCGGCCCGAUAACUUUGUCUUUGGGCAGUCGGGUGCCGGCAACAAUUGGGCCAAGGGUCACUAUACCGAAGGUGCCGAACUUGUCGAUUCGGUGCUGGAUGUGGUGCGCAAGGAAUCCGAGGGAUGCGACUGUCUACAGGGCUUUCAGCUGACGCACUCGCUGGGCGGUGGCACCGGAUCGGGCAUGGGCACGUUGCUCAUCUCGAAGAUCCGUGAGGAGUAUCCCGAUCGCAUAAUGAACACAUUCUCAGUUGUGCCCUCGCCCAAGGUGUCCGAUACCGUCGUGGAGCCCUACAAUGCCACACUGAGCGUGCAUCAGCUGGUGGAAAAUACGGACGAGACGUACUGCAUCGACAAUGAGGCGUUGUAUGACAUCUGUUUCCGCACCCUGAAGUUGACGACGCCCACCUACGGUGAUCUAAACCAUUUAGUAUCGGCCACCAUGUCCGGAGUGACGACCUGCUUGCGUUUUCCCGGCCAGCUGAAUGCCGAUCUGCGCAAGCUGGCGGUCAACAUGGUGCCCUUUCCACGGCUGCACUUCUUCAUGCCGGGCUUUGCGCCGCUAACCUCGCGCGGAUCUCAGCAGUAUCGCGCCCUGACCGUACCCGAGCUGACACAGCAGAUGUUCGAUGCGAAGAACAUGAUGGCCGCCUGUGAUCCGCGACAUGGUCGCUAUCUGACCGUGGCGGCCAUCUUCCGGGGUCGCAUGUCCAUGAAGGAGGUGGACGAACAGAUGCUCAACAUUCAGAACAAGAACAGCAGCUUCUUCGUCGAAUGGAUACCCAACAAUUGCAAGACAGCCGUCUGCGAUAUACCGCCACGUGGCCUCAAAAUGUCGGCCACAUUUAUUGGCAAUUCGACGGCGAUUCAGGAAUUGUUCAAGCGUGUCUCCGAGCAAUUUACGGCCAUGUUCCGUCGCAAGGCCUUCCUGCAUUGGUACACCGGCGAGGGCAUGGACGAAAUGGAGUUCACCGAGGCCGAGAGCAACAUGAACGAUCUGGUUUCCGAAUAUCAGCAGUACCAGGAGGCAACCGCCGACGAGGAGGGUGAAUUCGACGAGGAUGAGGAGGGCGGCGGUGAUGAAUAGUCUCCAAACACUAAAAAAUCUCUCUCUCUCUCUCUAUACUAACGUACGAACACAGAAUCUCAAUCCAGAACACAACAGAAUAUACUUUAUACUAAAUACGCUUUACACUGUCCACUUAUGUUGUGCAUUUGUUACAUAGUUGCAAGCUAGCAGUAGUUUCUAACAGUACGUUACACACACACAUUCACGUUACACACACACAUUCACGUUACACACACACAUUCACGUUACACACACACAUUCACGUUACACACAAAUAAAUUGUCACUGCAGCGCAAAUGUUAAUAUCGUAAAAUAUUCUUGGGUCUGGCAACGCCGCUGCGGCCGUUGUCAAAAAUC
Messenger RNA from Drosophila grimshawi, 1892 nucleotides. RefSeq names its product tubulin beta-2 chain (gene betaTub85D). Gene Ontology annotation, biological process: mitotic cell cycle; microtubule cytoskeleton organization. The transcript is spliced from 2 exons. Lineage: Eukaryota; Metazoa; Arthropoda; Insecta; Diptera; Drosophilidae. Gene Ontology annotation, cellular component: cytoplasm; microtubule. The coding region runs from base 213 to 1553 and encodes 446 amino acids. The record is from RefSeq and is a predicted model, not a curated record. Gene Ontology annotation, molecular function: structural constituent of cytoskeleton; GTP binding; GTPase activity.